Molecule: messenger RNA, 1469 nt
Organism: Lepisosteus oculatus (spotted gar)
Lineage: Eukaryota; Metazoa; Chordata; Actinopteri; Semionotiformes; Lepisosteidae
Gene: pdhb
Product: pyruvate dehydrogenase E1 subunit beta
Biological process (GO): pyruvate decarboxylation to acetyl-CoA
Molecular function (GO): pyruvate dehydrogenase (acetyl-transferring) activity
Source: RefSeq, a predicted model, not a curated record
UGUUAUUGGUUUAAAAGAGGGAUCCAGGGGGCGGUGUUGAAGUUAGAGGACAGGUUCAAGAUGGCGUUGUUUAGGAGCUUGGUUCAGUCUGGCAGGAGCGUAGUCUCUGUGACACUGAGGAGGGAGUUUCACAGGACAUCGCCGGCUUCUUUGCAGGUGACUGUUCGUGAUGCUUUGAACCAAGCAAUGGAUGAAGAGCUGGAGAGGGAUGAACGUGUGUUUCUGCUUGGUGAGGAAGUAGCACAGUAUGAUGGCGCUUAUAAGGUUAGCAGAGGACUGUGGAAGAAAUAUGGGGACAAACGUAUAAUUGACACUCCCAUUACUGAGAUGGGUUUUGCUGGCAUUGCAGUUGGUGCUGCUAUGGCUGGCUUGAGGCCUAUUUGUGAGUUCAUGACCUUCAACUUCUCAAUGCAAGCCAUUGAUCAAGUUAUAAACUCGGCUGCCAAAACCUACUACAUGUCUUCUGGUAUACAGCCUGUCUCCAUUGUGUUCCGUGGACCUAAUGGAGCUGCUGCUGGGGUGGCAGCCCAGCAUUCCCAGUGUUUUGCAGCUUGGUAUGGGCACUGCCCUGGUCUGAAGGUGCUCAGCCCUUGGAAUGCUGAGGAUGCCAAGGGUCUGCUGAAAUCGGCUAUUCGAGAUGAUAAUCCAGUGGUGUUCUUGGAAAAUGAGAUGAUGUAUAGUGUACCGUUUGAGAUGUCUGAAGAAGCCCAGUCCAAGGACUUCCUCAUACCCAUUGGAAAGGCUAAAAUAGAAAGACAAGGAUCCAACGUUACACUAGUUUCACACUCUCGGUAUGUGGGUCAUUGUUUGGAAGCUGCAGCUGUUUUGGCAAAAGAAGGUAUUGAGUGUGAGGUCAUUAACCUUCGCAGCAUUAGACCUCUGGAUAUGGAGACUGUUGAAAACAGUGUGAAGAAGACCAGCCAUCUAGUGACUGUAGAGGGGGGAUGGCCACAGUUUGGAGUGGGAGCUGAAGUUUGUGCCAGGAUCAUGGAAGGUCCAGCCUUCAACUACUUGGAUGCUCCUGCCAGCCGAGUAACAGGGGUAGACAUCCCCAUGCCCUAUGCCAAGAUCUUGGAGGACCACAGUGUACCUCAGAUAAAGGACAUAAUAUUUGCAGUGAAAAAGACCCUGAAUGUCUAAGUACAGUGACAGACUUCAUCUUUGCAUUGUUUUGGUGACACUAGCACUUAGUACAUCUUGUUCUUCUGUUCUUUCAAAAAGAACAUCUUGUAAUAUGCAGAAAGGACAGUUUUAAACAGUCCUGGUAUGUCCUUUUGUAUGGAUUCAAUCUGUACUCUUGCUUCUGUGCCAUUUUGGGUUCAAAACCUGGAGUCUUCAGUGUUUUCUUGCACCAUAUCUAUCUUUUUCUCCUUAAACUAUUUAAGCGCACAGGUUAAAGGUGUGGUGCUGGCAAACUAAAAUCUUGAACAAUAUGGGGAAAAAUCAAAUUAAAAGAUGUUAAUGCUCCA